UUUGUCAAAUAAAAUAGUAGUUUAAUUUAUUUAUCAAAAUAUAUGUAACAUUACAUAUUUGGCAAAUUGCCAUGAACUUCCGGUGCAAGAUAAAGACACACGCGGAUCUAUCGAGAAAAGAACGCGAAUAAUUAUAAAAAUAACUAAAAAGCAAGACUUAUUUAUUAAUUUUACAUUGUCUCGUUUUUAAAAUGUCCAAUAACGGUGCUCCGGACUCUUGGGAAAGUCAAGCGGACGUUAUAGGUGAACAAGGUGCAAAAGAUCCCAAUGAUAUGUCUACAAAAUUUUCCACGUUGAAUGUAAAUGCCGUGGAAUUCGUGCCUUCUUUUUGUAAGUCUUCACAAGGUAAUGAGAGCGAUGAUUCUCCUUCUUCGCCACAAAAAUCUGAAAGCGGGUCUUCGAACUCUGCGUCUGCAGAGAGUCCUGUCUUGAACGGGUGUGGUGAUGGUGGUGAAAGUGGUGAUGGUAGAGCAGCAUCCGCAUCACCCCGGGUGGAAGAACCGCCUCCCGUACCACCGGCUGCUGCUGAAGAUGCUCUCUUGCCUGUUCCCUCUGAUGUGUCUCCAACGGCCGACAGUUGGGAAGCUGAAGCUGAUGAUGCCCUGCUUACUCCGGAAGAAAACAAUGAUGCAGAUGAUGAGGAAAUUGAUGUACAGGAGGAUGGAGAAAUUGCAAAGAAAAUCCCUAAGAAGAAACCAGUCAGAGUUGAAGACACACGCAGCAAGAAGGAACACGUAAAUGUUGUGUUCAUUGGGCAUGUUGAUGCUGGGAAGUCUACAAUUGGUGGUCAAAUAAUGUCUCUUACUGGAAUGGUUGACAAGAGAACUUUAGAGAAAUAUGAACGAGAAGCCAGAGAGAAAUCUAGAGAGUCUUGGUACCUGUCCUGGGCUCUUGACACCAAUCAAGAAGAACGAGACAAAGGAAAAACUGUGGAAGUGGGCAGAGCGUACUUUGAGACUGACAAGAAGCAUUUCACUAUACUCGACGCUCCCGGGCACAAGAGUUUCGUACCCAACAUGAUCGGCGGCGCGGCGCAGGCGGACCUGGCGGUGCUUGUGAUAUCCGCAAGGAAAGGAGAGUUUGAAACUGGGUUUGACAGGGGCGGACAGACUCGCGAGCAUGCUAUGUUGGCGAAGACUGCCGGUGUGAAACAUUUAGUUGCCCUUGUUAACAAAAUGGAUGACCCCACAGUCAACUGGGAUGAAAAAAGAUACAAUGAAUGUCGAGACAAAAUCCUUCCAUACCUUAAAAAGCUGGGAUUCAAUCCAGCAAAAGACUUGUCUUUCUUGCCUGUAUCGGGGCAAACUGGACAAGGUUUAUUGGAAAGGGUAACUGAAGAAAUCUGUCCCUGGUACCGUGGUUCAUCAUUCAUUCAAUUGAUUGACGAGCUGCCAUCACUCAACCGCAAGAUGGACGGACCAUUCAUAAUGCCCGUUGUGGACAAAUACAAGGACAUGGGCACGGUGCUAAUGGGCAAGGUGGAGGCGGGGAUGACGCGCAAAGGGAGCACCCUGUUCCUUAUGCCCAAUCGAGUUCAAGUAACAGUUGACCAGUUAUGGUCUGAUGAUAUUGAGGUAACUUCCAUUGGUCCCGGUGAAAAUGUCAAAGUAAAACUCAAAGGAAUUGAAGAAGAGGAUGUCUCCCCUGGCUUUGUGCUGUGCGACACUGGGGACCCCAUCACAACUGGCAGAGUAUUUGAUGCCCAAGUGGUGAUACUGGAGCACAAGUCCAUCAUCUGUGCGGGAUACUCUGCCGUCAUGCACAUACAUUGUGCAGCUGAAGAAAUUACUGUUAAGGCGUUAAUCUGUUUGGUAGACAAGAAGACUGGAGAGAAAUCUAAAACGCGGCCGCGGUUCGUGAAGCAAGACCAAGUGGCCAUCAUGAGGAUAGAGUGCGCGGGCAUUAUCUGCCUCGAACCUUUCAAGAAGUUUGCUCAGAUGGGCAGGUUCACGUUAAGAGAUGAAAAUAAAACAAUCGCGAUCGGCAAAGUCCUGAAAGUAAUCGAGUAAACUUGGCACUAUGACUCAUAAUUUAGUUAGGAUAGGCCUUUCCAAAAGCUGUAUCAUCGGAGAAUGCAUGUAAUAUGUAAUUCUGAAUUUUGGGAUAUUAUGUGAGAGCUCGAGUGUGUCGCUUCAUCGUCGGUGUUUGUUGAAUUAUAGAGAAGCUAGUCCUCGCGGAGUAUAUCGGUUUGCGGCCACUGCCAUUGAGCAAAAUACACAUACAGCUAACUACAUAGAUGAGAGACGGUGGGAAUAUUUAUUAUGAGUGAAAUACAUAAUUCUUCGUUAUCGUCAGCCCAUUUUAACGGCUCAAAAGGCCAGGCCCAACUCCAUAGAAAAGGGUUAUGUAGCUUCGAUCCACCAAGCUGCUCCAAUGUGUGUUGUUGGGCCACAUAUACAUAUAUUCAUAACAAAGUUCAUCUAUCAGACGCAUAGAUAAGUGAAUUUGUUUGUUGCUAAACCACUUAACUAAUUUUUGGAUAUCUUUCACCAAUGGUAUGCUAAAAAUCCCUAUAUUCCCAUCGGAAUAAAAAUAAAAGUAAGAGAUUCACAUAUUAUGUAUUCAAUAUUGUAAAAACCUUGAAUGUUGUUGUAUACGCUUUUGUGUAAAACAUAUCUUCUGGAAUAUAUUUACUAUGUAUUUCAUUCAUAAUGAUAUCACACGAUUGUCUCGUAAAACGAAUGCAAUAACUUAGUGCUUUUUCUUUUUAACUAAAUAUAGAUACAAGUUACGCUAGCAACGUUAAAUAUUGUCAGAGCCAAUUUAUUGCAGUGACAUGCAUUUUUGACUUAUAAAGUUUGUACGACUAACAGAUAAAAAAUUGAUAUUGUAAUAUAAAUAAAGCAAUAAGGUUUGUUGAACUGUUGCGAUUCAUAUUGUGUAAACUUAUAAAUAAAUAGUUACGUUUUGACCAACACACAACUAUUUAGUAUUAUUUAUUUGUUUAAAUUUAAUUUUUAUUAUGAAACUAAAUUUUUUUGUAAAAAAUAUAUAUUUGUCUAUGGUAAGCGAUGCUUAACUUAUUGAGAGAAAUCCUAAUGAAAGUCGAGCGUCGCUGUCACAUAGACAAUUUUUUUCCACAUUUUACGAAAGAUAAAUUUUAUUUAUUUGUAAAAAAAAUAUAUUUUAUUGUGUCUAAUUGUCAAUGGUAGGUGUUCUACGUGCUCUUAUUUCGUGUAUGCACUACUCCGUAAUGAUGCUUUAUAUUAUAAAAUGAUAUUUUUGUACAUUUGCACAUCACAAUGUAAUAUAACUUGUCGCUUGGUAGGUGGAUUGGAUAACAAUGGCAAAUGUUUAUGUAAAGCAAUGUGUUAAAACAACAUUUAUAAAACACUAAUAAUAUUUAUGUAACGUAAUUCAAGGGGCAAAAUAAGCAUUUAGUAAAUAUUGCUAGCAUGAAAUAAUAAGAGCACUAUGAAACAUUGACUGCCUUGAAGGUUUAUGCUGUAUGUUUUUGUACCAUUGUUAUUCUGUCAUGGUCUGUUAUCCCAUUGUCCCAUUUGUAACUCCCAUGCCAAUAUUGGGAAUUGUCCGUAACUUGGGAUGAUCACUAACAGCUCUUCGAUAGAGUUGCAAUUGUUAUAAAAAUGUACAGAAUGGUGUCCUGAUAAUGUAUGAUGAAGCUCUCAUGUAUUGUUGUUAGGGUGACCAUCAUAUCACUUAUUAUCAGCAUAUCUGAGGGCCUAGUGGCAGUUUGACACUGUGACGAUCGCGUUAACGUAAAUGCGAAUUUCUAAGGAAUUGAAACAGCACCAUCUAGUGACGCUACUGCACAACUGUUUCAAUUCCAUAUAAAUUUGCGUUUACGUUAACGCGAUAGUAACAGUAUGAAAAUAUUGAAAACUCCCACUAGGCACACAGUUUAUAAAAUGGUAUGCCUUAUAUUUAUUUCUGUGCUGUAACAUGAGCUGUGCUCAAUUCAAUGGUGUUUCAUUAUGGUCAUUCUAACAAUACUAUGGUGAAACCCUAUAUUUUCACAUAUUAUGAAUUAUUAGUAAUUAUAUUACUGGGCCCCAUAUUUUUAAUGCAAGAUUGUUUUAUUUCAAAUAACUUGCUAUACUUACAUAUAAAUAAUAACAUAAUAUUUGUUUAUAUCAUCUUUUUACUAAGAAACAUUCGCGUAGAUCUUAACUAUUAUGUAUGUUUGAUUAAAUUGAUUAUGUUACUUGCAAUAUUUUUUAUAAAAGUAUGGUAAUAGAUGAUAUUUGAAUGCUGUAAUGACCAAUAUAGCUCUCAUCAGUGUUUCCACUACGGCUUACACAUACAAACAUACAAAGCUUUAGACAGUCAUGUACCUUAUCACAAUUACCGAUUUGAUGCGAUUUGUUAAUCCAUCCUCGUUUUAAAAUUUAAUAUUAUAUAAAGUUAACAUGAAAACACGAAGUACUUACACCAAACGAGACACGACAACGUUUAUGAAAUAUGAAUAACAUCGAUGCAUCCCGGGACGUUAUUAAGGAGUAUAAAAUAUCUGCUUAUUAAUAUAAUCAGUUUUUUACGACCGAGGCGAAAAUAUGUUAUUGUCAAUAUUUUGUGUAUAUCAGUGGACAAAUCGUGAGACGAACGUAGUCCCCCGACUCGGUUCACCUCUUGCUAUAGUUAAUUUGUCGACGCUUGUAGUGAGGGAGUAGUCGGACGGGGUCGUCCCCGACUCGGUUCUCCUCUUGCUAUAGUUAAUUUGUCGACGCUUGUAGUGAGGGAGUAGUCGGACGGGGUCGUCCCCGACUCGGUUCUCCUCUUGCUAUAGUUAAUUUGUCGACGCUUGUAGUGAGGGAGCAAUCGGACGGGGUCGUCCCUCAACUCUGUUCACCUCUUGCUAUAGUUAAUUUGUCGACGCUUGUAGUGAGGGAGUAGUCGGACGGGGUCGUCCCCCAACUCGGUUCACCUCUUGCUAUAGUUAAUUUGUCAACGACGCUUGUAGUGAGGGAGUAGUCGGACGGGGUCGUGCCCCAACUCGGUUCACCUCUUGCUAUAGUUAAUUUUGUCAACGACGCUUGUAGUGAGGGAGUUGUCGGACGGGGUCGUGCCCCAACUCGGUUCACCUCUUGCUAUAGUUAAUUUGUUGACGAGUGUAGUGAGGGAGUAGUCGGACGGGGUCGCCCCGCCCCGUAGUGCCUUUUAUGUUCCCGCGCGGGGUCCGCGUCCGUCUCGCGCGCCUCAUGCCGAAUGACAGCGUUUCGGUUGUCUGCAACUAUAUUAUUUUGUUUAAAAUAAAAGAAAAUUUUAUUAUA
This is a messenger RNA of Bicyclus anynana (squinting bush brown), 5231 nucleotides long. RefSeq names its product eukaryotic peptide chain release factor GTP-binding subunit ERF3A (gene eRF3). The coding region runs from base 192 to 2009 and encodes 605 amino acids. Gene Ontology annotation, molecular function: GTPase activity; GTP binding; translation release factor activity. Lineage: Eukaryota; Metazoa; Arthropoda; Insecta; Lepidoptera; Nymphalidae. The record is from RefSeq and is a predicted model, not a curated record. The transcript has 12 exons. Gene Ontology annotation, cellular component: translation release factor complex. Gene Ontology annotation, biological process: translation.